AUGACCAUCAACCCUACCUUCCUCGCGCAGCGGACGCGUUCCUCCGUCAACUGGGGUGAUGCCAAGUUCCGAGUCCUCAAGACCUACCGGGAGUGGCUGCGCGCGUCCCCCGAGAUCCAGACCAUGUACUCUUUGAACAUGCCCGUGUCCGCCAUCCGCACAAAGAUUCGCCAGGAGUUUGAGAAGCACCGCUAUGUCAGCCAGCUUCCCGUUGUUGAUGUGCUUCUCUUCCAGAGCCACGCCGAGUUCCAGGAAACCCUUAACUACUGGAAGCAGCUUUCGCACGUCAUGAAGUACUUCCGACCAGAGGAGGACCCCGGCGCCCGGCUACCCCGCAACUUUGUUUCCGGAUUCUUGGAAGGUCGCAAUUGA
Molecule: messenger RNA, 372 nt
Organism: Penicillium argentinense
Lineage: Eukaryota; Fungi; Ascomycota; Eurotiomycetes; Eurotiales; Aspergillaceae
Product: NADH dehydrogenase [ubiquinone] 1 alpha subcomplex subunit 6
Exons: 4
Coding region: 1-372 (123 amino acids)
Biological process (GO): response to oxidative stress
Source: RefSeq, a predicted model, not a curated record